This is a messenger RNA of Durusdinium trenchii, 2789 nucleotides long. The record is from the annotation of a GenBank genome assembly. NCBI's taxonomy places the organism in Eukaryota, Dinophyceae, Suessiales, Symbiodiniaceae.
CCUUGAUUCCUCUUCGUUCCUUCAUUCCAGCCAUGCCGCACAAAAUCCUUGCAAUAUCAUGCUUGUCUCAGGCCGUUCUUGCAGGCUAUCGGGAAGUCAAUGAGGAUAGUAUCUUGGAGAUCCUGAACGAGAUGACCACUGAGGAAAAGUUCUUGCAAACCUGCAUCGACUCCCAAUGCCCUGAAGGCCGUGCAAGGUGGCUUCUUUGUGAUGUUUUUGGAGGUGGCAGCACUUCUGGUGGCGGCGAUGCAUGGUUCAAUUUGAAGGACAUACCACGGCUCAGAAUCCGCGGACUUCGCAUGCGAGAUGGCCCGAAAGGAAUGACUUGUCAGGGAGGUGCUGUCGUUUUCAGCCCACCCUGCCCCCCCGAUGGCGGCUCUCCUUCCUUUCCUUCACAAAUCACUCGGGCAGCGACAUGGAACACACAGCUGGAAGAAUCGAUCGGCCAAGCUAUAGGCGAGAUUGCAGAGCAACUUGACAUCCACGCCGCGCUCUUGCCCACGAUCAACAUUUUGCCGUGGUUAAACUGGGGUCGAGCGCAAGAGAGCUAUGGCGAAGAUCCUUUCUUUAGUGGGCGUAUGGGUACCGCUUUGGUCCGUGGAGUUCAGCAAAAUCAAACCGUUAUGGCUACAGUGAAACAUUUUUUGGCCAACAACAUAGAGAACACUCGGUGGUGGGUGAGUGCUGAAAUGGAUGAGAAAACACUGCAUGAUGUGUAUUUGAGGGCAUGGGCUUUGGUGGUCGCAGACUCUUCGCCAGAGCUCGUCAUGACAUCAUACAACAGGGUUCAGGGAAAAUGGGCCUUUGCCGACCCAAAGUUCAUUGAUAUUUUGAGAAAUGAUCUUGGCUUUGAUGGCAGCAUUAUGACGGACUGGUUUGCGUCAUGGGAAGCCAUCACAGGAGGAAUGAUUCUGGGUGAAGUGGGCAAAACAAGUCCCUUCUAUGGAUCCAAAGGCUUCAUUGGAAGCAACAGCCUUUACAAUGCUGGGGUGGACAUGGAAAUGCCAUUCUGUAGCAAGAACCGGGAUGCAGUGGCCCAGGCGCAGGCAUGCGCCGGGUCUGGGGCAGAGGACUGCAACACGUUCCGGAAGCUCAACGCGGCAACGCGAAGGAUUCUGCGUUCCAAACUCAGGUAUGGUUUGGUCAGCGAGAGCAGGAACCAUACAUCCCGAAUCUCUUGGGACAAUGCAAAAUACGACAGGCUGAUCCUGCAAGCAGCCCAAGAGGGAAUCGUCCUCCUCAAGAAUGACAACUUGCUGCCAAAGGAGAAGGUGCGAAGCUUGGCGGUGCUGGGCUCCGCGGAGGUUUUGGAGCUCGGAGAUCACGGCUCCAGCGCUGUGAAGCCUUCUGGAAGGUUGGUGAAUGUCCUGGAUGGCCUUACUGGGAAGUAUCAGGAGGCAGCUGUUCAGAUGGUUGAAGACUUGUCAAAUGCCUCCCAGGAAGCCUUUGUCCAAUCAGCUGAUUUUGUGGUAGUGGAUGUCGGCUUCAAUUUUACCUUUGAAGGCGAGUUUAUUCCGCCAGCAACUGGCGGCGACCGUCAAUAUUUGACUUUGCACCCUCAUGACCAGCACUUGAUUCACAAGGCAUCCAACUUGAAUCAAAACGUGGUUGUUGUCAUCACGGCAGGUGCAUCGGUUAUCGUGGAAGACUUUGUCGAUAAGGUGAAGGGCAUUGUUUGGAUGGGGUAUCCUGGUCCGCUUGGUGGAGUCGCUCUUGCAAACAUCUUGGCCGGACACGUAAACCCAUCAGGCAGGAUGCCCAUGAUCACGCCAAAGCGGGCGGAGGAUUACCUGCCGCAUGGAACCAGCCUGGCGCCUUGGGCGUUGCAGACGAUCGAUGUGGAGCCCACAUACCCCUACAGCCAUGGGUUCAAACACAUGUGGCAACGUACGGAGGCAAGAUACCCUUUCGGCUGGGGGUUAAGCUACACGCAGUACAAGUACUCGGAGAUUGCUGCUACUUUGGCUGCUGGAAGUGUGCAAGUGGUUGUCCAGGUGGCCAAUGUGGGAGACCGGGCAGGAUUGGAAACAGUGCAGGUGUAUGCGACAUGCCAGGCUUGCCGAAGAAAGCGUUUGCCAAUAGUCCUAGCUGCCUUCGCAAAGGUUGCGUUGGAUGUAUCGGAGACAAAGGAGGUGAAAUUUGUCAUCGAACUCAAGGAUCUUUCUGCCUAUGACGCUGAGGCAAAUGAUGGAAGCUGGUUUCUGGAAAGCAAUGAGUACCAGAUUCUGGUGGGUCCUGCAGCUCGUGAUGAUUUGCUUCUACAAACAAGUGUUGAGAUUUCUCAACAGACCUUUCAGUACCCUGGCAGAGCACGAGCCGAGACACAUGCUGCGGCGAAUACAGAAUGCCAAUGUGUACCAGAAGCCUAUGGCAUGCGAAUCAAGGCGUGGUCGCUUCCAGACAAGAGCCCAGUGGACGUGCUCCUGGUUUUUGCAUGGGCCAGAUGGAACGAAGCCAUGACUGCUGUAUGUGGAGUCGCCUUUGCGUGUUGCUUUAUCCUUCUUUGCCUGUUCUGUUUGCAAAGAAGAGCUGGCAGAAAGGUGGUUGAAGAGGCCAGAGAGAAGAAACAGUCAUGAGCUGCUCUGAAAGGCCUUAAUGGCUACUGUAUUGUUUUUGGACAGAAAUCAGUGUCACGGCGCCCCCUGGCUGCAAAGAUCAGCACACGAUAGCACGGUCAGCGCGAUUGCGCUUCCUUACAAUUGUGAGUGAGCAGAUGUAAACAGUCAGCCAAUUUUUGUUUUCGGUGCGUAUUCUAGAGGCUUAUGUACAUAUCAUGUAAAUCUGAUUCC